Oncorhynchus tshawytscha (Chinook salmon) is the source of this 1621-nucleotide messenger RNA. RefSeq names its product protein Jade-1. Gene Ontology annotation, biological process: regulation of transcription by RNA polymerase II. The coding region runs from base 128 to 1555 and encodes 475 amino acids. Lineage: Eukaryota; Metazoa; Chordata; Actinopteri; Salmoniformes; Salmonidae. The record is from RefSeq and is a predicted model, not a curated record. Gene Ontology annotation, cellular component: histone acetyltransferase complex. The transcript has 8 exons.
UAAACCUAAUCAAAGAAGAUUACCAGCUAGGGUACAGGGUUAGUUAUUGGUAUCAUUGGUUACGGUUUGCGAGCUAAAAUGGCACGUCAGAUUACACAAUUAGACCUUAACCUCGCCAAGACUGAUCAUGAAGAGAAGUCGACAUCCAAGCAGCAGCGAAGACUCUGACAAUGGAAGUAACUCCACUUCUUGGUCGCAACAUUCUAAACUCAGGAGAACCAAUGGGAUGAAGCCCGCAGAGGUGUUCAGGACAGACUUCAUCACGGCCAUGAAGCUCCAUGACAAGUACCAACUGAACCCUGAGGAUUACUUCAUCCUGGCCGAUCCCUGGAGACAGGAGUGGGAGAAGGGAGUCCAGGUCCCUGUCAGCCCUCACAUCAUUCCCCAGACUGUAGCCCGGGUGGUCGCUGAAAAGGGGACGGAGGUGAUGUUCUUGAAGCCCAAGAAGUGGAUCUGUUCUGGGGGUUCAGAGGCACUGGGGUACGUGGACAUCCAGACCCUGGCUGAGGGGACGUGUCGUUACGACCUCAACGACACUGACGUGGCCUGGCUGGAGCUCAUCAACCACCAGUUCACUCUGAUGGGCAUGGCUGUGCUGGAUGAGACCACCAUGGAGAGAGCGAUGGAGGAGUUCGAGCGGCGUUGCUAUGACAGAAUGAGACAUCCCAUUGCAACGGAGGAGGGGUUUGGCAUGGAGUACGAAGAAGACGUCGUGUGUGACGUGUGUCGGUCACCUGACGGCGAGGACAACAAUGAGAUGGUGUUCUGUGACAAGUGCAACAUCUGUGUUCACCAGGUGUGUUAUGGGAUUCUGAAGGUACCAAAGGGGAGCUGGCUGUGUCAGACCUGUGCUCUCGGCAUCUCGCCCAAAUGCCAAGUCUGCCCCAAGAAGGGCGGGGCCAUGAAGCCCACCCGCAGCGGAACCAAGUGGGUCCACGUCAGCUGUGCUCUGUGGAUCCCCGAGUGUUCAGCUGAAAGCUGUCGGACAGCGUUCCAUGUGAGCUGUGCCUUAGACAGCAGUCUGGAGAUGAACACCAUCAUCAAAGAGCAGGAUGAGGUCAAGUUCAAGUCCUUCUGCCCCAAACACUCUGGUCUGGUGGGAGGAGAGGACGGCAAGGAGGAGGGGAGGAGGGGAGGGAGACUGAGAGGAGAUGAAGUUCUUAACCCCCCUGUCCCUCAUCCAGUCCCCAACCCAGUGGAGGCCCUGAGCCUCCGUCACAUCAGACUACAGCAGCUGGAGGAGUCGUCACACCAGUUAGUUGAUGUAAAGGAGGUGUCCCAGGCCCUGCAGCUGAACCAGGAGACAGUCCACUUCAUGUAUCAGUACUGGAAGCUGAAAUGCCAAGCCAAUCACAGCCAGCCAUUGCUGACCCCCCAGAUGGAGGAGGAGAGUCUGGCAAGGAGAGAGCAUGAUGUCGUCCUCCACCAUCUGUUUCCCCGGGGGAUGGGUCAGGGUGCUGCGCCUACGCCUCCCAGGCCGGCCACACCCAGACAGCUGGCUAUUGGCCGAUUGUCUCCAGCUGCAGAGGGGAGGAGCCACCAAAGAGGUGGAUGACUAACUCCUAACCCAAUACCAGCAGGUGUAUCUCGAACCAUUGAAAUAAAUCCGGAGUGCAGCGUU